UGGAGGGAGAGCUUCUCGCGUUUCUAUUCGGUACGGUGCGGCCCGAUCACCAGGAUCUCAUCAUGAAAGAGCUCACGAUCCCGGUAGCACAGCUGGCGGACGAUCUCCCUCUCGACAUCAUCUCGCAAGACGACGAGCAUCCAGUUCCCCACGUGCUUUCUCGCACAUUGACGCCUUAUCUUCAGUGGUCGGCUUGCGGAGAAGGAGCCGAAGAGCGUAUCCCGCCGUCGCAGCAACAAUACCUGGAUCCCCGAACGGCUCGCAAUCCUGCCUUCUCCAGGCAUCCUACGGCGGAGCAGCUUGCGGCCAUUCGAGAAGAAGAGGAGGAGGAGGAGAGUACCGGGAGUGACGAAGACGAGCAUAGCGAGGGGGAACAGAGCGAAGAAGAAGAAGAAAGCGAGGAAGGAGAAGAGGAGCACGACGAAGAGCCUGCUGGAUCGGAGUGGGAAGUCGUGCCAGAAGAAGCGCUGCGUACGGGUACCGAGGCUGAGGAUCCCGAGGCGGCCCGCAAAAGAGAAAAGAUCGCGGUCGGGAAGGAGUUAGAGCUCGCAAGCGCGGCGAGUCUGCAGAUUCACGACGAUCCGAACCGAGAUCCGGAGCCGCCGCGGCCUGAAGAUGGCGACCUCGCGGCCACGACUCCGAACCCAUCAGCGCUGCGACGGAGCCGAUCCCCCUCCUCCUCAACCCGUUCCCCAGUUCGCCGACGUACCGAUACGGGCGAUCGGUCUUCGUCCCCGGUCACUCUCUCGUCGUCCCCUUGACUACCUCACCCUCCGCCAACUCGCCACCCCCUUCACGUUCCCCUCCAAUCCGUUUCCCCCCGCCACCUUCCGCCACUUCUACGC
Chara braunii is the source of this 845-nucleotide messenger RNA. The record is from the annotation of a GenBank genome assembly. NCBI's taxonomy places the organism in Eukaryota, Viridiplantae, Streptophyta, Charophyceae, Charales, Characeae.